Molecule: messenger RNA, 2549 nt
Organism: Alosa alosa (allis shad)
Lineage: Eukaryota; Metazoa; Chordata; Actinopteri; Clupeiformes; Clupeidae
Exons: 13
Coding region: 1-1887 (628 amino acids)
Molecular function (GO): protein binding
Source: RefSeq, a predicted model, not a curated record
AUGGCGAAGGAGGUGCGCUGGUAUCAUCUCAAUGAGUAUGACACCCCAGUUUUGCUGUAUAAAGACCACCACAUCCAGGACCAUCCUAGCAACCCUCAAUACAAGGGCAGGGUGUCCCUAAAUGAGAACCUUGAGAAUGGGAACGUUUCCCUGAAACUGGAGAACCUCACAGUGGCAGACAGUGGAGAGUACAGGUGCCAUGUUAUAAGUGACAAGUGGUAUGAGGACACAAAUGUUCACCUAACAGUAAAGGCAAUGGGAUCCAUUCCAGUGAUGUCAGUAAGUAUGUCAGCAAGGGAACAGGUGAAUGUGACAUGUGUAUCAGGUGGCUGGUCCCCUGAACCCACUCUAAUCUGGGCAUCUGAAGACAGAAGCAUAAUAGGUAGAAAUGAAGAUAAUCUCUUCACCAAAAAAGGUGCUGAUGGUUUGGUGAGCGUGAGCUCCUGGCUGCUGGUCUCCCCCUCUGAGUCUGAGUGGGUCUCGUGCUCUGUGGGUUUGUCUGAUCAAGACAGGAGAGAGAGCAAAGUCAUACCACACGUCCACUCUGAUCUGCAGCAGACAAUGACCAAUGGAAUCAUCCUAACAGUUAAUCUGGCUCCGACCAUGUUGAUAGCAGUCUCACAUCUGUGUUUUGUUGUCUGGCUAUACAAAAGAAAAGAUAGGCAGUUAGCUGAAGUCACCACAUCGAUGACAGAAACAAUUGCUCUCAAUCGACUACUUUCUCCAACAAAUGAUCAACCAGAUGUCACCACCACACAACCUUCAGUUCCUGAAUCAUCUGUCCAUGAUCCUGGAUCUGAGGAAGGGGAGUUUUCCGCCAGCUGGGGCAAAACCAAAAUAAUCCCACCUGGUUAUGUAAGUCGUUGCAGACUACAGUGCAAUGCUCUCACUCAUUUGGAAUGUAUCUACUCCUCACCUAUAUCCUUGGGUGGAAAACUGAACUCUAAUGUGCUGUGUUGUGGUUCUAUUCUACAAGAUUCUCAAGAAAACUCAUCGCAACACCAUUUCAGCCACAAAGGAGUUGAUCAAAAGCCCGAUGUCAUAGAAAUUCCAGGCUUAAUCAAAUGUCCAGAAUUCCUACAAUCCCCCAAAGAAGCAGAAGAAGCAACUCCUCUUACAGAGUCUGCAAAAAUAUCAGACACAGGAGUUGGUACAGACACUGAAGUCAUCCAGAUUAAGGACUGGGCCACAUUGGAGACAAUAAAAGUUACUCUGACCUUGGACCCAGCAACUGUUCCUCAUUUUCUGACACUCUGUGACCAUGGGAAAACCGUGACGUGGUCGGGACAAGAAGACAUUGUUAAGAUCGAAACAUUGUUUCCUUAUGUUUUGUGUAAAGAGCGUUUCAGCUCAGGAAAGCAUAGCUGGGAGGUGUUUGUGAAAGGGUGCUGGUGUGUUGGAGUGUGCAGAGAAUCACCGAGGGGACACGGAGUGUGUUGGAGUGUGCAGAGAAUCACCAAGGGAACACGGAGUGUGUUGGAGUGUGCAGAGAAUCACCGAGGGAACACAGAGUGUGUGGGAGUGUGCAGAGAGACACUGAGGGGACACAGAGUCCCUUUAACCCCCGAGAAUGGCUUCUGGGUUCUACAGCAUGAGGAAGGAAGUGGGCUACGCACCAACACUGAACCCCCGUUUAUGGUGGAUGCCGAAGAAGUCCCAGAAAAACUUGGAGUGGUUCUCAACUGUGAAAAUCACACCCUCUCAUUUUAUGACGCAGACAGUGGACAUCAUCUUUGUCUGUUUAGAAUAAUACACAAUACCACAUUCAUUCCUGUUAUCAGCCCUGGAACUUCAGAUAAAGGUCGCAUAGAAUUGCUCAAGGAACAAACAGGCAGUGGCUCAAGAGGUGAAGGAGUCAUCCUGCAACCGGAGGGGUUGCCAGAUUGAGCCUCACUCCUCCUUACCCUGUCAAAGUGUCCUUGAGCAUGGUGUGGUAGUCGUGUGUGAGCAUGCGUGGCCGUCCAUGUGUGUUUGUGUGUGUGUGUGUGAGAGAGAUAGAGAGUGGUAAUGUGGUUGUCGUGAUGAUGAUUUGGUGAGGUCAUCACCACAUUUUUGCAUUUACAUUUUUCACUAGAUCUUUUUUCUCCAUUGGCUAUAGGUUGAUGUGACUCCAUCAGACCAACAUACAACUAAAAAUGUGUCAUUUUGGGCGCAGCGGUUUUCGAGUUAUUUAGUAAGAACUUAUGCAUGUGUGCAUAAGUGUGUGUGUGUGUGUGUGUGUCUGUCUUUCUGUCUGUGUGUUAGUGAGAGAGAGAGAAAUGCACUGUUUCAGUCUAGUCUUUCCUUUGCUGUUAACAUGCUGGGUCAUUUCUGCUGAAGAACACAAGGUAUCACUUUCACUAUUACAGGAAAGAGAUUAUUGAACAUCUACGCACAGUAUCUAUCACAACAAGGAUGUCUGUUAAGAGAGCAUUACACGAAUGACACAUUUCCGUAAUAUAUGUUUCUGUUUAUGUUUAUGGUAUUUGGCAGAGAUUUUUGUCCAAAGCGAUUUACAGUGAAUAUUGUAUUAUUCAAACACAAUAGUUAUAACAUAAUAAACAUAUGCA